CUGCGCAUGCGCAAACACACAGAACGAGGUCCGAUAAGCAGUUAGGUGGAGAAGUUCGGUACCGGCUGUAGCUGCUGGGCUUCCUAAGCGGGAAUGGAUGAGCCGAACCAGAACCGGUCCAGGAGAACCAGAGCGGCUCCUCCUCUGCUCUCCCCGACCCACAGCUCAGAGUCCCGGACCCUGAGGACCAGAACCUCCGGGUACAUCCACCAGAAGGAGGAAGACCAGGAGGAAGCAGAGGGUCACCGCUGUCAGCACUGUGAGAAGGUCUUCAGCAGAGCUUCCAGCCUGUGGAAACAUGAGAAGACUCACACAGGGAAGAAACCACACACCUGUGGUCUGUGUGGGACAAAGUUCGCUCAGGCCGCCCACCUGAAGAGGCACCAGAACAUCCACACUGUGGAGGAGACCUUCAGCUGUGAGCAGUGUGGACAAACCUUCACCCAGAGACAAUCUCUGAAGCUCCACCAGCAGCAGGUCCACGCCGGCCUGAAGCCUCACACCUGUCAGGACUGUGGGAAACGCUUCUCCAAACUCAGCAACCUGAAGGUCCACCAGCGCAUCCACAGCGGAGACAAACCACACGUCUGUGAGGAGUGUGGGAAGGCGUUCAGGGACGGCAGCAACCUGAGGAACCACAGACAGACGCACAGCGCAGUGAAACCCUUCUGGUGUGAGGAGUGUGGGAAAACCUUCACCCGACCGUGUUCUCUGAGGAAACACCAGAGGAUCCACAGCGGAGAGAGACCCUUCAGCUGUGGGCACUGUGGGAAAAGCUUUGCUCAGAAGUACAUCCUGGAUGUUCACAGGCAGCUGCACACCGUGGAGAAACUCUACUGGUGUGACCACUGUGGGAAGACCUUCAAGCAGAACCAAGCUUUGACUGUACAUCAGCAGAAACAUCACAGCACUCAGGAACCGGCGGCAGACUGAGGUCCAAACUGGGAUCUGAAGACAGCAGCUCAGAGUUACUGUGGUUCUGUAGCUGAUCUGUUACUGAUGAUGAGUUAAUUUACCUGCUGUACCUCCUCUGUCUGGCAGGUUGGAAUAAAAACGAGUUCAUAAAUCAA
Molecule: messenger RNA, 1070 nt
Organism: Fundulus heteroclitus (mummichog)
Lineage: Eukaryota; Metazoa; Chordata; Actinopteri; Cyprinodontiformes; Fundulidae
Product: zinc finger protein 239-like
Exons: 2
Coding region: 94-933 (279 amino acids)
Biological process (GO): regulation of transcription by RNA polymerase II
Cellular component (GO): nucleus
Molecular function (GO): RNA polymerase II cis-regulatory region sequence-specific DNA binding; DNA-binding transcription activator activity, RNA polymerase II-specific
Source: RefSeq, a predicted model, not a curated record